GAGGAGCGACAGCAGCAGUCGCAGCCGUCAGUCAGCAGCGCAACUCCGAGCACGACGCGAUCUGUGAGUCAAGCACAUAGGGAGGACGAAAUUUAUCUGAAGCUUGGGUAGCAGACGUAUCAACAAGCAACAUACACAUCAUCACAACACGUGUGCUGGAUCGAACAGCUGCGUUUAUAAUGAGUGCCACACGUUUCGUGGACGGGAGAGCUGUACAUGAAGUCAUGGACUGGCGUUUCGACAACGUUCCCAUCCUCGAUGUCAAGAACACAAACGACAUUUCAAAGUUUACAUGGAUGUCUGUCAACGAAUACCUCGAAGCAUUAUCCAACGACUCGCCUAAGACUGAAGGGAUGAAUGAAGACCUGCACAACAGCCCAGUGAUCGUUGGUAGGAUCCACACCAACACUCCAACACGCACCGACUCGGGUGAUCACUUGCAUGCACCAUUGCUUCAUGUACAGGAAGACGAGCUGCACAAGCGCAAGUUUUGCUCAUCGGAUUUCUUGUCAGUUGGCACGUCAUCAACCUUUGCUGAACCUUGCUCUGAGCAGCAGGAAGGAAUGGAUUGCAUUUUUACGGAUGAGUCAUACAAUAUACAGGAGUGAACAGAAAGUGCAGGGGCUACAAUGGUGUAGUGUAAGUGAUGUAGAGCAGGGGGGCUACAGCGAUGCAGCAGAUGUAAACUAGUGUCUAUAUCCAAGAUUCGAAUCCAACCCUUAGAGAAUUGAUGUCAACUGCAAAAGGACCAGGAUUUCUCCCAAUCCGUCACAGACUCUUUUCCAGACUGUACCGAGCAAGAAAAGAGAUGUUAAAAAUCUUCCAGAACAUUCAAAGUCUUCAACAUUUUUGGAAGAUCCAGUUUCAACUUUGUAAUGUUCCGAAUAGCUCGUGAAUGCAAGCGAAAUAAAGUUCCCAGUGAAGG
Guillardia theta CCMP2712 is the source of this 925-nucleotide messenger RNA. RefSeq lists its product as hypothetical. NCBI's taxonomy places the organism in Eukaryota, Cryptophyceae, Pyrenomonadales, Geminigeraceae. Bases 225 to 608 code for a protein of 127 amino acids. The transcript has a single exon. The record is from RefSeq and is a predicted model, not a curated record.